AUGUUGCUCAAGCAUACUUCUGCCCAGAUACUUGGUCGGGCAGAUCCUGCAAGCGUCACCAUUUCUCGAGUCGAAUAUGACAGUCUGCUUCGUACCUCGCGCGAAUUUGAGCUGCUCAAAACCUCACUCUAUCAAGGCGGCCUGACUCCCGAGACACUUGCCCUUUUGAUCGCUGGCGCAACAGUUCCUGAGCAGCAACAGAGGCCUGUCGACUCUUGGGCAGACGAUUACGAUGACCAGCCCAUGCCUUACUGCCAACCGAAGCCCUUCGUCAGUGGGCCAUCCAAGUCAAACGGCAUGUCAUGGAGGUCCAACAGCAACACCGGUGGGUUUAACCUUGCACCAGGCAGCGGCGCAUUCAAGACUGUUGAGCAGCAACCAUCUCAAGCCAGUCUGCAAGUGCCCAACGUCAACCGUAACGUCAGCUAUGGCGUUACGCCUUCUUCUGUUCCCGAAGACAAUGCUUUCGAAGCUGACAGCUUUAUGGACGACGGCAACACUGAGCUGGACACCACAGCUCGCGGCCGCGCCGGCGAAACGCUGCGCACACUGUAUUUCUGCAACCUCUCCCCAAAGACUUCGUACAAGGAUCUGGCCUCUGUGAUCAAAGGCGGUAAGGUCUUGAGCAUCACGAUCCGUUCCGAGAGGAGCGCAACCGUCACGUUCUUGGACGCUGCAGCAGACUAUCUCACCUGGUCCAAGCGCAACGAUGUCUACCUUCAUGCCCGACGUGUCGAGGUAAGAUGGGCAGAACGACAGUCUAACCUCAAUGGUCACAUCGCAAACAAGAUCACCAACGGUGCCACCCGCAACAUUCUGAUCCGCAACGCUGUCGAUAAAGGCCUCACCGAGCAGCGCAUCCGCGACGAUAUGGAGCAUAUUCAUGGCUUGGUCAUCAUCGAGGUCACUUACCAGAGCGGUAAUGCUUACGUAUCGACCAACUCAGUGCAUAACGCACUCUUCGCCCGGACUUGCAUGAUGAGCAGAUCGGAUUAUAGAGGUUGCAAGAUCGAGUUCUACCCCGACGAGUGCGAUGUCGCUCUCCCUGCUCGCGCCAAACCGACUCCAACAGCCGCCUCGGAGCCUACCAAGAAGAACAUGGCCCCCAACAAUCGUUUCGAUAUGCUGAACAUGAGCAGCAAUGGCUCUUCUGGUAGUGAUGAAGGUGUGUGGCGUCAUCAAUUGGGCAGUGGGAACCAUGCAAUCACUGACUGUCUCGCAGAGAACCGCGACCCGCUUGCUGAACUCGAGGGCGACUCGGACGACGAGGUAGACUCCGUGCACAUCGUUCCACGCGCUGGUGUCCGACUCGACUUCCUCGACUCAGAGAGUACUGCGUGA
Messenger RNA from Fulvia fulva, 1341 nucleotides. Its product is annotated as Negative regulator of differentiation 1. Lineage: Eukaryota; Fungi; Ascomycota; Dothideomycetes; Mycosphaerellales; Mycosphaerellaceae. Gene Ontology annotation, molecular function: nucleic acid binding. Bases 1 to 1341 code for a protein of 446 amino acids. The transcript is spliced from 2 exons. The record is from RefSeq and is a predicted model, not a curated record.